Molecule: messenger RNA, 702 nt
Organism: Eucalyptus grandis
Lineage: Eukaryota; Viridiplantae; Streptophyta; Magnoliopsida; Myrtales; Myrtaceae
Product: toll/interleukin-1 receptor-like protein
Exons: 3
Coding region: 1-702 (233 amino acids)
Biological process (GO): signal transduction
Source: RefSeq, a predicted model, not a curated record
AUGGAGAUGGGAAAGAGCUUGGAGGCUGAAACCAGUGGCGGUGAGUCAUCAGCGAUUGAUUAUGAUGUCUUCUUGAGUUUCAGGGGACCGGACACUCGCCAAGCAUUCACGGAUUGUCUUUAUCAUGAAAUGCUAGAAGCGAACAUCCGUGUUUUCUUCGACAAGGAAGAGAUCCAUGUUGGCAAAGAAAUAGGUGAUGAACUAUCGACGGCCAUUGAAAAUUCGAAAAUCUACAUACCAAUUUUCUCUAGAGGGUAUGCUUCGAGUCCAUGGUGCCUUCGUGAGCUCGCACAAAUGGUGGAGUGCAAGAAAUACAAACCAUCUGAGAAAGAGAUUUUGCCAAUUUUCUACGACGUGGAACCUUGCGAUGUCAAGCUUAAGUCUCAACUAUAUGUCAGCCCCUUGGAGGAGCAUGAGGAGAGGUUCGGCCCUGAGAUGAGGCGAAAGUGGGAGGAUGCCCUCACAAGUGUUGCCCAGAUCAAGGGAUGGGAGUUGAAAAGGCAAGGGUAUUGGAAAUUCAUUAAAUCAGUGACCCGAGAGAUUCUGAUGAAGCUCAAGAUAAAAGACAAAUACGUGGCUGGACAUUUAGUCGGAAUGGACGAUCGAGUGAAGGGAGUAGUGAAGUUGUUGAAUGUGGACUCCGGAGCCAUUGUUGCUUCUUGGGAAAUGUCCGAGAAUCGUCACUCCGCCUUGGCCUUGUAA